AUGACCGCCUCCGAUCUCAAAGAUAUUAAGCUCUACUAUUUCAGCAAAGUCAAAGACAGCUUGACCAUGGGACGUGGUGAGCCCGUCAGAUUGCUUUUGGAAGAUGCUGGUGUUGAUUACGAGUAUGUCAGAUUAACCGCUGAUCAAUGGAAAGAAAAGAAGGCAGAGCUUAUCAAGGAAGGUAUUCCUGGCCCUACUAUGCCAUACAUCACCAUCAAUGGUAAACACUAUGCAAAGACGGUUCCUGCAAUGAGAUUCCUUGCCAAGAAGCUCGGCAAAUACUUGGGCGAAAAUGACGAUGAGGAACACCUCUUGGACGCCUAUGCUGACUUUGCUGGUGACUGGACUUCUAGAUGGGCUACGACUCUCUUCCGUGGUAGUGAUGAAGAUAAAAAGGUUUAUGCUGAAACUACUUUCCCCCAGACUCUUGAUACUGUUGAACAAAUGCUUUCCAAAUCUUCCGGCCCUUAUUUAUUGGGUGAAAGAAUCACCUAUGCUGACUUCCUUAUUUUCCAUCAACUUGAUGAUGAUAACCAAGCCAAGGUCGACUCUCAAAAACAUCCUCACCUUGCAGCCUUUGUUGAAGCAAUCAAGAACCGCCCAAGUCUCCAAAAGCAUUUUAACUCAUUGAAGCAAUAA
This is a messenger RNA of Rhizopus microsporus ATCC 52813, 639 nucleotides long. RefSeq names its product class gamma glutathione S-transferase. Gene Ontology annotation, molecular function: glutathione transferase activity. The record is from RefSeq and is a predicted model, not a curated record. Gene Ontology annotation, biological process: glutathione metabolic process. NCBI's taxonomy places the organism in Eukaryota, Fungi, Mucoromycota, Mucoromycetes, Mucorales, Rhizopodaceae. The coding region runs from base 1 to 639 and encodes 212 amino acids. The transcript has 2 exons.